Molecule: messenger RNA, 1263 nt
Organism: Drosophila rhopaloa
Lineage: Eukaryota; Metazoa; Arthropoda; Insecta; Diptera; Drosophilidae
Gene: Bfc
Exons: 1
Coding region: 377-1126 (249 amino acids)
Source: RefSeq, a predicted model, not a curated record
AAAUAUGAACACAUCUUGUAAAGGUUAAUUGAGGCGAAAAAUCUAUAUAACUUCUUUAUUGGAUUGGCUUGAAAUAAAAUUUGAAUAUUAUUUAAAAAUCAAUUUUGAUGUAAAUUAAUUUUACCAACUAGUAUUUAUCUAGGCAGGCUGUGAACGUUCAUUCUUCUAGUUAUUUCGAAAGCAUCAGUCUUUUUGUUUCGGCAAGCCAUCAAAAUCUGAACAAAAAUUUUUAAAAAUUUACUUUAGUAACGAAAUUUUUAGAAUGUGUAUAGGACCUACGAUAGUCUUAAGAUUGCAUUUAAUUUAAAAUAAAAAAUUCCCCUUGGUGUAGAUUUUUAAGUACAAUCUUUUUAGUUUGUAAGACUUUUAAAAUAAAAUGGACAAAGCGGAUAAAUCUUCAAAACUUGCCGACAACUUCCUGUACAUGUUGGAGUUUGUGGUGGACGAUCUGCUGAUUACGCGCCAGAAUCUGUGUGCGCCAGAGGAGUAUCCCACCUGUACGGAGAUUACGUUCAGGUCAAUCUUUUUGAACAUCUGUGAUCGGGAGAAUGGCACCUGUGUUAGCCCCUGUUCACCGAAGACUGGAAAGUGCGCACUGUUCACGCUGGAUACCCCGAUUACGGACGAGGAUGUGAUGAAUAUACAUGUUUAUAAGAAACGCUCGGAGGGCUGCAAGUUCUUGCUCGGAUUGACGGAGCUCAAGAUGAAGCCGAUCUUUGAUAGAGUGAAGAAGGAAUUCGAUUCGGUUAAUAUAAACUGGGAGGAGAACGUGAUGACGCACGUUUCGCGAUUGCCCAGGAUUAGGGGUCCUUGUAAAAAGAUCAAUACUUGCGAUUGCUUCGAGAAGCAUAAGACGCGCCUUGAGGCGUGGUGUCCCACAUCUGAGAUAACCAAGCGAAUGCUGCCCCUCUUCAAUCUCUGCAAGAUGCAAACAGGGAACAUUGUCCUGAUCCUGAGAUUGGUUUGCAAUGGUCCUUCCGUAGUUUCCUCAUUCGCCGUCACUCCCAAAUGCAAGAACCCCUGCUGCACUUCCUGUUGUCCCUGCCCAGAAACAUGGCCUGCUCCUUGUUCGUCCCCAAUAGAUCCCUGCGAUCCCUGCAAAUCCGUGAAAUCUAAGAAGACAUGAACAGGAACAAAAGCGGCAUGGAUUUUAUAUUCCGUUUUUAUUCAAGCAUGUUUUGACAAGGCUGCGCCGCUGAUUAAUUACUAUCAUUCGAGUAGUAGAUCUUUAACAAUAAAGUAUUUUACACUUUUCUACAUCAA